CAAAAAAUGGUGUUAAAAUUUUAUUUUCCCUAUGUACCCCGUGGUUAAUUUCUGGGAAAAUGUUUGUUUGACACCAAGUUUUGACACAAAUUUGACACCGUCCAGGUGUCAAAUUGUUAUUGGCUCAAAUUUUAUUUACUGGGACGUUACUUUUACGAAACUGGCAGGGGCAGAAGUGGAAUAACAGGGUUUGAUUUUCAUUUUGCAAGUGGCAGUUUCGUGAACGUUUGAAGAGCACUUUCGAACGCUUUCGACUUUCGCCUCCUCUCAACCUCUUCGUCCACCAUUGCUGCGUUCUCUGUGCUUUCUUUCUCCACCACCAUCUAAACAGCGUUCUGUGUGCGUCAACAGUUGCGAACAGCAGCGGGUGAGUUUCGAACAACAGCGGGUCCUCUCAACGCCUUCUCUGUCCAUUGCUUCGUUCUCUCCAUUGCUCGCUUCGUUUCAUUUUGUCUCUACCACGGAAAGGCGACGAUUGACAAGGUAGGGUCGUAUUUUCGCAUUGGGGUUUUUGGUUUGGGUGGUGGUCAUGUUUCUGUGGUCAUUUGGUGCCAUUGUCGAUUUUUGGUGCUUUGGGUUUCUAUAAAUGAUUUUGCUUCUCAUUAUAAUGUGGGUGUUGAGGGCUUAAUUUUUUUUUUGUAAACCCUAACAAACUAUUGCUAUUUGACCUAUUUCAGUGGGAAUGGCUUCGUCAAUCCCAAAUUGGAGGGUUCGUACUUGUUUGGAUACAUCUUAUAUCAUUGCAAUGAAUAAUCUGUUGAGAGAAGAUCAUGUUCUACGAAUUUGUGACACACCUUUCAGGUGGUGUGUGUAUCUACGUGAAAAGGUGGACAUAAACUGUGAGUUAAUUAAGGUGAUGGUUUGUCGGUGGGCCGGCCAUGACGUUAGCUUUAGAGUGAGUCAUGAACUGGUUCCAUUUACCGUUUUAGAUGUUUUCAUGACGACUGGUUUUGGUAUAGGUGGUUUAGAAGUACCGUUUGAUGAAUGUAUAGAGGGUUUGGUUGGAGAAAUGUUUAACAGAAAAAGCACGUCUUUGACUGACUUGGUUGAAGUGUUUAAUGUCAUUGUUGUAGACAAAAACACUGACAUUGACGUUGUUUGUAGGUUGUAUAUAUUUGUUUGUUUGGUUGUGUUUUUCUUUCCUAGAAAGUCUAAGGUAGUAGCUAACAUUCCAUCAAGAGUGUUAGAUGACCUAGACAGCCUCUGUUUAUACGAUUGGGCNACUGGUGUACAUAAACACCUAGUUGAUAAUUUGAAUAAAGGCAUGAAGAAAUUAAUGGCUGGACAAAUCCGCAGUUCGCUAAGUCUAAGUGGNAAUCUUGCGGUAUUGCAGGCCUGGGCUGUGGAGAGAUUUUCCCUUGAUGGAAAUCCAAUUAAUAGGGAUUUCCCUCGGAUGCUCCGUUGGUUCCGGUAUAAGGCACGGACGUUCGAAAUAAUUGACGAUAUAUUUCGGACUGCUAAAUUUAAGUCNGAGUGGUAUGUGGGGGAACGUGUCCGUGACCUGCCUGAAAUAAAAGCUGCAUUUUAGUUGUUCGAUGGAGGGGUAGGCGUAUCGCAGAUUCCAAAACGAUGUAGAGUUGAUGAAGCUUUAGAUGAAGCUUUAGAUGAUAGCUCCGAUGGUGGCACCUUUGAAGCAAACCUUGAGGAGACAUUGAAGAAGAAUAAUGAAGAAAUGAUGGCGUUGUCUUCAAGGCUAGUUUUUUUGAAGAAUGAGGUAUGUAAAAUUCGUGACAUUCGAAUUGUUAAUGAAGAAGGUCAUGGAGGACUUGAUGAAGAGGUUUUAGGUGAACAAGGUGUUGGAGGAGAUGAUGAAGAAGCUUUAGGUGAAGAACCUUUAGUGGAAGGAGGUGUGGGGGGAGUUGAUGAAGAACCUUUAGUUGAGGAAGGUGUUGGAGUUGUUGAUGAAGAAGGUUUAGAUGAGGAAGGUGUUGGAGUUGUUGAUGAAGAUCCUUGUGGUGGUGAAGAAGUUGCUGGAGGAGUUCAUGAAGAACCUUUAGGUGCAGGUGUUGGAGGAGUUCAUCAAGAACCUUUAGGUGGAGCUUCCAAUGAAGAACCUGUGGCUGAACUUGAAGAAGAAGUUCAAAAGGUUGUUGAAAUUGUUGAACUUGUUGAAUAUGAACAACCGCAUGCACCGCAACUAAUUGCAAUCGAACCUCUGCGUGCAGUUGCUGGUGAUCCAAGGCCUAGCGUCAAUGCUGAGCAAUUGUACAUCGCCGUUAGCGUAAAGGAUAGACCACACAGGAUCGUCUGUGAAAUAAUUGGGCAGUCAUUGAGCACAACAUCUAUUCAAACCUUAGGUCCUUGCGAACUGGUUGAUAACAUGUUAGUGCUAUUUGCAACCACUGUAUUUAUGCACUUUGAGAAAAGGAGGACGGGGGUUGUGAAGAGGAUCCUUUUUAGUUCGUUAUAUGCGGACCUUAUAAUUGCUGAUUAUUUGAAGAAGGACAAAAACCGUCGUGUGUUUAGUGCCCAUAAUUACAGCAGUUGUUUGCGUGCGGGACACUUUAGCCUUGCAGACAUUCCAACAGCUGACUUUCUGUUUCUUCCUUUUUGCCAUAAUUAUCAUUGGUGGUGNUAUGUUGUAAGAAUUAGCACAUUGGAAUUAUAUAUUAUUGAUUCUAUGGCGAAGGGCGUAAGAGACCGCAGAAGGAUUGACAUUCAUGUGGCUGCAAACCUGGCCACAUUUUUUUGCAUGUUGUACAACAAACCGGAAGGGAGUAUUGCUCCUUUGAGUUUUGUACAAACAAAAAUUCCUUCCCAGCCCAACCUACAUGACUGUGGAGUUAUAAUGUUACAAGCUAUGGAACUAUGGGAUGGACAAGAUAAAUUCAAUGGCAGUAGCAUGCCACAGUACUCAAACGAAGAUCUGCGUGCAAUAAGAAAGCGAUACGCAACUGAAUGGAUCCUGGACGAGGACAACAUAAGAAUAAUGGAUGCACUAGACGUCUUUGGAAUGUUGUAGUGUAGUUGUUAAGUGUACAAAUGUAUAUGGACACAAUUGAAUUUUGUUGUUAUGUACUUUGUAUAUGCAGACAGUUAACAUCUUCUUAUUCCAAUAGGAUUGUUUAUGACAUCUGAAGGUCUGUACAUAUUUUUAUUUGAAUAAGAAUAAUUAUUUCAA
Messenger RNA from Vigna radiata var. radiata (mung bean), 3121 nucleotides. RefSeq lists its product as uncharacterized. The coding region runs from base 1673 to 2962 and encodes 429 amino acids. Gene Ontology annotation, biological process: proteolysis. The transcript has 12 exons. The record is from RefSeq and is a predicted model, not a curated record. NCBI's taxonomy places the organism in Eukaryota, Viridiplantae, Streptophyta, Magnoliopsida, Fabales, Fabaceae. Gene Ontology annotation, molecular function: cysteine-type peptidase activity.